AGAGUUGUUUAGCUUUCAAUCAUGGAAAUGCAUUGAUGUGCCCUGUGUAGAGGAUGGAUGUGUUUUGGUUUUGUUUUCCUCUGCAUGUUUGCAGAAGAUUAGAUGGACUGUAAAUAUAGAUUUAUACUUGAUCUGCAUAUUUCACGCACAAUGUUGCAUUUGGAUAUAUAUUAAUGUAUCUUUCCAUUUAAAACAAUCGUCAUUUUACUUUUAUUCGGACGACUCUCUCUGAGCUCUCUGUGUUACUUUACUGUACUGUUGUUCCGAGAACAAAAAAACAUGGCGACAAAACCUUGCAGUUUUGAUAGAUCGUCAACUCAGUUUUUGUUUAAUUUUAGUGUUUAUAAAUAUUGUGUAUUAAUAUUAGGCGUUUUAUUGAUUAGCUAUAAUUGUGAAGUGUUAUCAGAUAAUCAGUGGUUGGAUUUACCUAAUCACCGCGCCGGGAGAAUUAAUAUUCGAAAUGUUGAUCUGGAUCCCUCAAAAAGGAAAAUAAACGAUGUGUUGACUCCAGAUUCGAAAGUUACAGAGUAUUUAACAGAUACUCGUCAAGAGACUGCUAAUCCAUCUGAUAUAGGAGGUAUAAUCAUUCAGCAAGCAUCUAAGGAUUUAUCAACAAGACUUCGAUGGCUUACUAAUUAUGAAAUCGGCAUAACUGACAUGCAGGCCAUCUAUGAUUCCCUCCCCUAUGAAGAAAGUCUCAAAAGAGAACAUGAAAGAUUGGAAGAGAUUGUGGAGAGAUUAAGAGUGCGCUUCCGCAAAUACUUGCAAGUCCUGAAGACCAAUAAGAUCACAGUGGAGAACCUGUACAAGUUUCAUGUGAAGCAGCCCAUUACUCUUGGAUACAGUUGUUGCAGUAUGGAAUGCAAGGACUUGAAGACUCAUGAGCUGUAUGGAUGUCAGAUUGCUACUCACACUAGCUGUGACCUGAUACCUCCAAGUAUACCUCGUGGAGUUUUUAAUCCAGGCAGAAAUCUGACUGAAGUGUGGAGGAGCAAUGCCCAGUACUUCCCCAGCUUGAAGUGGCAGUACUUCAUCUCCAUGGAAGGCCUGCACAACGAGUACCCAGCCAACACGUUCAGCAACCUGUGUGAUCAUUCCUUCCCUGGGCCUAAGGAUUGUCACAACAUCCACGACGUCAGGCACAGAGAUGUUUUCCUGCGAACAAUUCAGCCUCAAAGGAAAUAUGUUGUCAUCAUGAUGGACCAUGGCAACUCUUUGAGCCCCACACAGCUUCUGACAGCCAAAGCUAUAACAAAACAUCUGAUUGCCUCAUUCUCUGACAAUGACAGGAUUGGAGUGAUUGGUUUGUCCAACAAGCCUCUGUACCCUAGGUCAGAUCCCUGCCUUCCCCACACCAUGGUGCCAGCCACUUUUGAGACAAGGUUUUACUUCAGCAAGUUUAUUGACAACUUGGAGAAGCUCGACUCAAUCACCAAUCACACAUUAGGGUUUCUGAGAGCGUUUGAAAUGAUUGAAGAUUUGAUGGAGUCCAAUGCUAUUUCAGAUAAUGCUAUGAUCCUGUAUGUCAGCCGAGGCCUUCUUUCUUCUUUGACUGAAGCUCGGGAGGUGAUGGAUGUAGUGGCUAUACACAAUGCUAAAACUGGACACAAAGUCAUUAUAAACACAUACGCUGUCAUCGAUGAUGGCAAGACAAUUAUGUAUGAAAAAAGUUUCCUGAAAGAUGUGGCUUACCAGAACUUUGCCAGAUACGAUGUGCAGUACAGGCUGAAGAGUCCCCCAGUCGUUCGUGGCAUCAUGAUGGCUAUUAACUCCACCCAAGACUUGAGUUCUAGUGUUGGAAGGUUCUACCUCCCUUUGAACCGUACAGCUGAAGAUGACCCUGUGUUCUCAUUGCCCUAUAUUGAUGAGGCUGAUCGAGCGCUGACCAUGAGUCUUAGCCAGCCUUGUGUCCACACACUACCAGACAAACCUGACCUUCACCACUUGAUUGGCCUGGUAGGCAUUGACCUUCACAUGGAGGAUGUGGUCCAGGAUGUAACCUAUUACAGUCAUGCCGACAACUCUUAUGCCUUUAUUGUGACCUCACAGGGAUAUACUAUUAUGCACCCCUCCUUCCAGCGGCCAAUACGUACACGUGUCCAGCCUAUGCAUACAGAUAUCAGACAUUUUGAACAGCAUUCUGGUUUUUUGGAAAUUCGAUCAGCAAUUUUAAGCCUUGAUCAUGGAGACAGAAGUCUGGUUCUUCGCUCUAGCAAUCAAACUAGUGAGGAUGGGGACGAAGUGGUGGUAGAACACUCAGCUCGAUAUAUUUGGAAAAAGGUCGAGUCAGUUCCCUUCAUUGUAGUCAUCAAGUCUUACUAUGAGAGACAAGAACAAAAGCAACUAAAGAGCAUACUGAUGCUCAGCCAACCAGAACUGUUGUACCAUCGCCUGGAUUUGUUUCCCAAUGACAAGAUGUGUUACCAUUUAAAGCAGUUGUCAACACCAGACAUGAGCACAGUGUUUCUGUCAGCUAACAGCUUCAUCAACCCUUUUGAGCACUUAAGUGAAGAUGAAACUAAAAGAUCUGUGCAGAGUUACAUUGCCUACCUGAAGGAUGAUACUAGGCUUAUUACUAACCCUGGACUUAAGCCUCAAGUCAGAAAUGAUGUCGCAGCAACUGGAAGGAUCACAGAAGAAUGGUUGAAAAGACAUAAAGCCAGCAACCUGAAUGAUUAUAUUAUAAGGAGAUAUGUGGGUACACCAAUAGGAGUUUUGAGAACCUUCCCUGGUACUUUGUUAGACAAAAUAUUUGAUCCUACUAAAAGAGAAUGGUACACCCGAGCUUUAGAACACCCUGGACAUGUGACCCUCUCGGCCCCUUACUUGGAUGUAGGAGGGGCAGGCUACAUUGUCACCAUCAGUCAUACAAUAUACGAGGGAAAGCCGGCGGCUCUGCAUUCUCCAUCUGAUAAAGUUGUGGCUGUCAUGGGCAUAGACAUGACUUUGGGCUACUUUCAUAAACUGUUGAUAGCUCACAUCAAGCCUUGUGACACUAAAGGUGUCAGGUGUUUCCUGAUGGAUGACAAAGGCUACUUGAUAGCCCAUCCUGGACACAUAGACCCUACUGGUAAAGGUCCAGCAGAACAAAGGCAUAUAACUCACAUGGAACCAUUGGUAGCCAAUGACAUACUCAACCACAGAGGCUUUGUGCAGAAGAAGCUGUGCAACCGAUACAAUGACAGAACUGUGCAGAGAUAUUUCAGUUUUAACACCAGUUUUGUUGGUACUUUGACCAAUUUGGUCCAUGGAGAACAGUGUGCUAGAUAUCAGAUCACUCCCAUCCCAGGCACUAAUGCCUUUCUUGGCCUGGUGAACAACACUUGUGAUACAGCCACUGCCUUCUGUCCCUGUAGCAUGUACGACCGUCUCUGUCUCAAUUGCAAGCGUAUGGAGCAGACUGAGUGUGAGUGCCCCUGUGAAUGUCCACUUGAGAUGGACUUCUGUAGUGGUCAACUUUUGGACAUUGAUGACAAGAACCCGAGUUGUCCACAUGACCCAGAGAGAGAAAAGUUAGCUCUGCCUGAGACUGUUUUAAAAGUGGAGGUGGAGCAGUGCAUCCCAACAAGCUGUGAGAAGAGAACAACUAAACUAGACUGUUUGGGUGUGAUGGACUGUCAGUGGUGUCAGGUGCAAAAAGAUGGGAAGACGCCACUGGAGACACCAUACUGUGGCUCACAGAGAGUUUGUUUUGGUGGUGUACUGGGUGCUCACUCCCCAUAUGGAGAUGAGAUAAGUGUAGAGCCAGAGGGUCUAGAGCAGACAGGAGUCAAGAGUACCCCUGUGGGGCCUGUCGCUGGAGGGAUCAUGGGCUGCUUUCUGUUGCUGGCUCUGGGUGUGUAUUGUUACAGGCAUCAUGUCCACCGACACAACCACCACUACAUGAGCACCUUGCCAGACAACACCAAUAGGAUCUCACACUACUAUAACGAUGAGGACCAGGAGGGGGCUGAAGAUGUCAGUGCCGGAGAAUGUCACACAAAUUUUGUGUUGGCUUCCUUUGAGAAUCCUGCAAGUGUUUCUCCAUAUCGUGUCAACACGUCCUACAGACGACCAGCUGGAGGGGACAGCGAUCAUGGUUACAGCACAAUGACCCCUCAUGAAGACAGUGAGCAUGCGUCUAUGCCAUGCUUAGACCCAUUAUCUAUCGGUAAAGAUAGAUUUCGGCCUGCUGGCCAUACAUUGUCGCUGUGCAAGCCUCCAGUGCUUCCUCCGCCACCCCAGUCUUAUUCUCGUCGAAGUCGGAGCCCUACUCCGCCUCAGACUCGCCUGCCUACCUCAACUUAUUCGGUCAUCCCCGAACAGACAGUCCUUCCUUUUAAUAAGAGGCCCUUCAGCAUGCUGGACAAGUCCCAAACUGUCAUUCCAGAACAAGGGCCUCACAGUAUUUUAGCCAAUGUCCAGGUUCAUAUGGUAGAUUCACACUGACCUUGGCUUCUAGAUACAAAACUGCAACUAAUGACACUAGACACAUAGUGUCUUUGUGUUCUCUUAUCAAAGUGAUAUCAUCAGGAUGUACUUAAAAACAGUUGCCAUCACUAUACAAUAAAAGCAUUACGUGGUCAAUGUGUUUGUCAACAUGAAGACAACUACAGGUUUCCUGCACAAUAGGAAUGUGUAAGGAUGAACUAGGUCAUGCUUAACCCUAGGAUUAGCAGUACAAUCAUGUGUUCUGAAAUCUUUUAUUGUAUGCUGAAACUAUUGAUUGUUUGAAUGCUGUGUAAAGUGUCAAACAAGAGGAUCUCAAAAUUGUUUAGAUUAUACAGAAGACUUUAAACCUUAAACUUCAUCAAAUUUUGUUGUCUUUUUUAAAUUUGUAUUUAUAGAGUUUUUUUUAAAGAGAAUUGAGUCUUUGAUUAUACUUGCAAAAAAUUUUUAAAAUGUAAUCAAAAAAAAAAUUCAAUCUGAGAAUAUGUUAGAAUUGAAAGAUCUAAACAUAAAUUCAUCCUAGAUGACAUUCCAGAAAAAGAAUGUACUAGAAUAUUAGUCUAGUCCUUUUCCUCAUGUGGUCAAUCUCUUUCGGUUUACCAUUCUGUUUAUCUCUCUCCCUUCAUUUACAACUAGCAAAACAAUUUGUGUGAGCAUGUAGACGUGAAUGUGAUGGAGGCAGAAUCUGAGUAGCAUAACCUAAUGGACUGUGAUCAUUGAUUGGUAUGUGUACUUCUCUGUACAUUGUAUACAAAAUAAUUUUAUGUUCUUGAGUGUGUCUGCUAAAUCUAGAGCGUAACAUUGAAUGGGUUUUAUUUCUAGCUGAUUUUUAAAAAAAUGAAAAAAGUUUGGAUUGUUGUGAGUGCCAGUGUCACAAUUGUAGAAGUAAGUUCAUAAUUAGUUUCAGAUAUUUGAUGGCAAUGAAAGGAGGUCUGAGUAGUCUAGUGUUGCUUUUGGAAACAUUGCUAAGUCCUGCUGUCCUAAGGUUAGUCUCAAUGAAACAAGGAUCUCUAGGUUUUCAAUAUUUUGUAUGAGUGAUAUUAAGAUACUGGGGAAACUUGUGGCACUUGUUUAUGGUUUGAUUGAAAGUUUAUAUCAUUAACUAGCUCGUAGUAUAUGUUGAACUGGUAUUGAACUGUGACAGUAUGUUUAUUCUGUAUAUAGGACCUCUACAUCUAUGUAUAGCAUCAGUUCUCAGGGAUUAUGUUUAAGAAAAAAACAUGUAGAGAAAUCUGACCUCAUUUAUUUGUUGUUUUUUUUUUUUUGUUAAUGAAAUGACUUGGUUGUUAACUAGAUAAACCCUGUUUGUUCUCAUUUGGUUGUUCAUUGGUCUGUACAUUUGAAUCUUAUUUAUAGUUCUUUUUGUUAAGAAACUUAACUUUAAGAAUCAGGUUAGAGCUAUGAGAAUGUCCACCCAGCAUUAGAGUCUACAUCAAUGCUAGCCAAUGUUUCACAUUUUUUAAACUUUUAUUCUGGAAACAUUCUCGAUCGAACGCUUUAAAAUUUCACUCUUAGAUAGUAAUCAUUGUGCUGUUCCAUUUUGUAAAAUUUACUUUAUUGUAAAUAAGCUGCUUAGACUUGGGUAAACCUAAUUUUUUUUUCCACAUUGAUCUAAACAUAUUUAAGUUCAUUUUCGUUUUGAUCUGCUGAAAACAUAAACCACAAAGGCUGAUCUAAAUGGAAGUUAUUUUUGUGCUACAGUCUUAUUAUAUUAUUUAAACAUAAAAAAGAUGUGUCAUUUACUUAAGGCUGUUAUGCAGGUUAACUCUUUCUCUCCUAACUGACGAGACCAACGUUGAUUCCAACAGAAUGUGGUAAAUAAUUACAGAGAGAAAGAGUUAAGGCUAUGAUAAAAAUAUGUUUUAAGCAAGACUCUUGACUAGCCAGCCAUUGGGUUACACUCAAACAGGGGUUCUCCAUGAGGUAAAUACUUUAUUUAGAUGUUGUUAGUGGCUUCCAAGAAGUCUGAAGUUUGUUUGUGUUGUCCAUUGUGCAUGUGAGUCUGAGACAGAUACAUAAUGAAAACUAUUGUAUAUACCUAUCCUUUAUUGUUGUUGUUUUUUUUCAUACAUUAACAUGUAAAUGAUGUGAUAUAAAUAUUAAUACAAGAUUUAUAUACUUAUACAUUUUUUAAGCACACUCAUACGUGUGUAUGUAAAUAUAUAUAUAUAUAUAUAAAUGUUUUUAUGAACAAAGUGUUGUACUUAACAAUGAUGUAUAUUUGAAUGCUCCAUUUCACUUGAUUGUAGGUUCUAGGACUUUCAUAAUGUCUCUUGGUUUUGCGUGAGCCACAAAAUAAGUGGGGAUGGCCUCCCUUGUUAUGUGUCUGCUUUCCUUGGUGUAUCUCAAAUCUUUCACUUCUGGUAUGCAAAACAAAACAAAACAUUUGUUUCCUUAUAUGCAUUCUGUGUUGUUCACAUUUCAGUGUUAGCUCAGCACCUGACUGACUAGCUGGGUCUGGGGAGCUGUCUCUUCAUAGUUAAUCUAGUUCUUUAUCAGGUCUCCUAUGUUGAACUAUGUGCUAGGUCUUAAUGUACAUUACAAACAUGAACUACUGCGGUUUUUAUUAAGAAAAAUAAUUAUCACAAAUUAUUAUUAUUUUAUUAUUUGGCGGGUGGGGGGGGGGGGGUUUCAAAUCCUGAUGGAGAAUAGGGCUACAUGAUACUUCCUCACAUGUACACACAAACAUUAGACCAGAGCUUACUGAUUAUACAUUAGGAGCAAAGGAUAUCUUGAUCAUAGUUUGUCAUCCAUUUCUGAAGUAUUGAUUGCUCAUAGUUUCCAAGAAUAAAAGAAAUCAUGAUGAAAACAAUUGUUUUGUUCUAGGAAUGUUUGCAUCUUUAGAUAACUGUCAGGUUUAAGUCGUGGUUGCAUCUUUAGAUUUAGAUAACUGUCAGGUUUAAACAGUGUUUGCAUAUUUAGAUAACUGUCAGGUUUAAGUCGUGGUUGCAACUUUAGAUAACUGUCAGGUUUAAACAGUGGUUGCAUCUUUAGAUAACUGUCAGGUUUAAACAGUGGUUGCAUAUUUAGAUAACUGUCAGGUUUAAGUCAUGGUUGCAUCUUUAGAUAACUGUCAGGUUUAAACAGUGGUUGUAUCUUUAGAUAACUGUCAGGUUUAAGUCGUGGUUGCAUCUUUAGAUAACUGUCAGGUUUAAACAGUGGUUGCAUAUUUAGAUAACUGUCAGGUUUAAACAGUGGUUGUAUCUUUAGAUAACUGUCAGGUUUAAGUCGUGGUUGCAUCUUUAGAUAACUGUCAGGAUUAAGUCGUCGUUGCAUCUUUAGAUAACUGUCAGGAUUAAGUCGUGCUUGCAUCUUAAGAUAACUGUCAGGAUUAAGUCGUGGUUGCAUCUCUAGAUAAUUGUCAGGUUUAAGUCGUGGUUGCAUCUUUAGAUAACUGUCAGGUUUAAACAGUAGUUGUGUCUAUAGAUAACUGUCAAGUUUAAGCUGUGGUUGUUAGGUUUAAACAAUGGUUCUUGCCAGGUACUGAAGUAUAGCCCUACUCAGUGUAAGCAGAUAAAAUGAUAGAAGAUUUAUUGUACUAAUAUAUUAUCAGUUUCCCAACCAAAGAGUCUGUUACUUGUCUGUAUCUUGCGUUGACUGUACAUGUGUGCUGGCUAGAGUUUCUUUCAUGUCCAGACUUAUUGAUGCAUAGAAUGACUUUUCUUAAUGCCUGUCAUUGGUGCAAGCCAGUUUCAUAAUUACACAGUACAUUUUGUCAUAUGACUAUUUUAUGUCUUCAUAUUCAUGUCUGCUGUUAAGGCUACAAUCUGAACGAUAUUUUUGAUUGCAAAAUAGAAUGCUGUGAGUUGGUUGUUGCCCUUGAUUGUUUUUUGUUUUUUAUUUGAUUGUACAUGUGUCCCAAACAUUGUAGCUGUCUGGUGUGUGUGUGUGUGUGUUCUGGGAGGAUGAAGCAAGGGAUAUGUUGUGAUUAGAAUAAUGUUAAUAAAACAUGGACUAUAUACAACAUGA
This is a messenger RNA of Biomphalaria glabrata, 8397 nucleotides long. RefSeq names its product VWFA and cache domain-containing protein 1-like. Gene Ontology annotation, cellular component: voltage-gated calcium channel complex. The transcript has 30 exons. The record is from RefSeq and is a predicted model, not a curated record. Gene Ontology annotation, molecular function: voltage-gated calcium channel activity. Bases 280 to 4428 code for a protein of 1382 amino acids. NCBI's taxonomy places the organism in Eukaryota, Metazoa, Mollusca, Gastropoda, Planorbidae.